GGGAAAAGGGGGGCAUUUUGAUUAAUGUAUACAACUGCAACAGUUACAUUCUCCGCUGUCACAUUCUUUCUUUCACUUCAUCACAUUUAUUUAUUAUCUCUUCUUCCUCUUCCACUUGCUCAUUAAGCAAAAUCCAACAAAAAGCUGAAACACAAUAAUGCAGGAGGUAAGAACAGUAAGAGUAGGUAAUGUAUCAGAUCUGGCAGGGGAGAGAGAAGUUCGCGAGUUCUUCUCAUUUUCCGGUGAGAUUGAGCAUAUUGAGAUUCGACGAGAUAAAGGACAAUCCAAGACUGCCUAUGUUACAUUUAAGCAUCCCAAAGCCCUUGAAAUUGCUUUGCUCUUGUCGGGAGCAACCAUAGUGGAUCAGAUUGUAAAUAUUACUCAGGCAGAAGACUAUGUUCCAUCAUCUGAGACUCGGGAAGUCAGGAUAGUUGAUAAUGCUGUGAAUGUGGCUGGAGAAAGUUCUUCUCCGCUUGCUGAGCAGGCGAAACCUACUUCUCCUGGAAAUGGAAGAGUGAACGGGAAAGUAUAUAUCAGUAAAGCCCAAGAUGUUGUCUCAAAUGUGUUGGCGAAAGGUUCAGCUAUCAGACAAGAUGCAGUGAAUAAAGCCAAGGCAUUUGAUGAGAAACAUCAGUUAAGAGCCACUGCAUCUGCCAGAGUCAUUUCCUUUGACCGGAGGGUUGGGCUAACAGAAAAGCUUACUGUUGGAAUUUCUGUUGUAAAUGAGAAAGUUAAGUCUGUUGAUCAAAGGCUUCAAGUGUCAGAUAAAACGAUGGCUGCAGUUAUGGCAGCAGAACGGAAGUUGAAUGACACAGGAUCAGCGGUCAAGUCAAGCAGGUAUGUUAAUGCUGGAGCUGCCUGGCUGAAUGGUGCUUUUUCUAAAGUAGCUAAAGCAGGGCAAGUUGCUGGUACAAAAACAAGAGAAAAAUGGAAUUUUGCAUUGUCAAAUUUGACUGCAAAGGAUCCUUCUAUUAUUGCCUAGAUCAUAUGUGAAUGUAUGUUGGAGUUGCUAAGUUGCCUCUGUCAAAUAGCUUGGGGGGUCUGGUAUGCAGAUUGCAGCCAAAUUCAAGCAAGUUUCAUCUGUGGUGUAAUUCUUUUCAUUGUUUAUUGUGGAGUGGUGUGGUGAACACAGUGAUACGAAUUUGUGUAAUUCUUUUUGUUUGUAAGCUUUUAAAGUCGCGAUGGGUUAGGAGUUUGUAUUGGUAUCAUAUCUUUCGUGGUGAGGCCGAAUGUUAUUAGAAGGAAACAAAAAACUGACUCUGAGCUGAAGUCAAAAAGAUUUCAGAUAUGAUGUUUAUAUAUUACGAUAACAUCCAGUAUAUAUUCAACUCUUAAUUAGUCAA
Capsicum annuum is the source of this 1343-nucleotide messenger RNA. Its product is annotated as binding partner of ACD11 1. Bases 158 to 982 code for a protein of 274 amino acids. The transcript has 8 exons. The record is from RefSeq and is a predicted model, not a curated record. NCBI's taxonomy places the organism in Eukaryota, Viridiplantae, Streptophyta, Magnoliopsida, Solanales, Solanaceae. Gene Ontology annotation, molecular function: RNA binding.